AUCCGGGUCGUUGAGGCCGCCUGCGGCGGCGCCGGCAUCCGUGUUUGCUGGUGACCAGUCUAUGGAGGCAGUUGGUGCUGGCGGCGGCGCGGAGGCAGGAGGCGGUGUCCGAGUGGGGGCCUCUGCCCCGCCAGGAUGUUACCGGGCUUGGCCGCCGCCGCUGCGGCCUACAGAUGUAGCUGGUCCUCCUUGUGCCGGCUUCAUCUGCGCUGCACGGCAGCGGCCCGCGGCUCCAGCGAACGCCAGGAAUGGCAGAAUUUAGUGACAGCUGGAAGUUUUGCAUACAUGGUCCCCUAUAGUCACCCACAUAUUUGUGCACUGAGUCUGAGUCAAGUAAAGUUGUACUCUACAAAUAUUCAGAAAGAAGGACAGGGAUCCCAAACUCUCAGAGUGGAAAAAGUACCAUCAUUUGAUGAAACAGCAGAAAAUAUUGGUGCAGAACUGAAAGCCCCACUUAAGCAAGAACCUCUUCAAGUAAGAGUCAAAGCAGUCCUUAAGAAAAGGGAAUAUGGAUCAAAAUACACUCAGAAUAAUUUCAUCACUGGAGUCAGAGCAAUGAAUGAGUUCUGCCUUAAACCCAGUGAUCUAGAACAGCUCCGGAAAAUCAGACGACGAAGUCCCCAUGAAGAUACUGAAUCCUUUACUGUAUACUUGAGAUCAGAUGUGGAGGCAAAAUCUUUGGAAGUUUGGGGAAGCCCUGAAGCUCUUGCCAGAGAGAAGAAACUGCGUAAGGAAGCAGAAAUUGAAUAUAGAGAAAGGCUGUUUAGAAACCAAAAGAUAUUAAGAGAAUAUAGAGAUUUCUUAGGAAACACCAAGCCACGCUCCAGAACAGCAUCAGUGUUCUUUAAGGGACCAGGAAAAGUGGUGAUGGUUGCCAUUUGCAUCAAUGGUUUAAACUGCUUCUUUAAAUUUCUUGCCUGGAUUUAUACGGGUUCAGCAAGUAUGUUCUCAGAAGCUAUACACUCAUUAUCUGAUACUUGUAACCAGGGUUUACUAGCAUUGGGCAUCAGUAAGUCUGUUCAAACACCAGAUCCUACUCAUCCGUAUGGAUUUUCAAAUAUGCGCUAUAUUUCUUCACUAAUUAGUGGUGUUGGUAUUUUCAUGAUGGGUGCAGGACUCUCUUGGUACCAUGGAGUUAUGGGAUUGCUUCAUCCUCAACCAAUGGAAUCCCUUCUAUGGGCAUAUUGUAUUUUAGCAGGAUCAUUGGUGUCUGAAGGAGCAACACUUCUUGUUGCUGUAAAUGAACUUCGAAGGAGUGCUCAGGCCAAAGGAAUGUCAUUUUAUAAGUAUGUAAUGGAAAGUCGUGAUCCUAGUACAAAUGUUAUAUUGUUGGAGGAUACUGCCGCAGUGUUGGGAGUGACAAUAGCAGCCACUUGCAUGGGCCUUACUUCUAUAACAGGCAAUCCAUUGUAUGACAGCCUAGGUUCUUUGGGUGUGGGCACCUUAUUAGGUGUGGUCUCAGCAUUUCUCAUCUACACGAACACAGAAGCGCUCUUGGGACGAUCCAUCCAACCAGAGCAAGUUCAGCGACUUACUGAACUCCUGGAGAAUGACCCAUCAGUAAGGGCAAUUCAUGAUGUUAAAGCCACAGAUCUGGGAUUAGGUAAAGUGAGGUUUAAGGCAGAAGUAGAUUUUGAUGGACGAGUUGUUACAAGAUCAUAUUUGGAAAAACAAGAUUUUGACCAAAUGCUACAAGAAAUUCAAGAAGUGAAAACUCCUGAAGAGCUAGAGACCUUUAUGCUUAAACAUGGAGAAAAUAUUAUUGAUACAUUAGGAGCUGAAGUAGAUAGACUUGAGAAGGAAUUGAAAAAACGAAAUCCUGAAGUUCGGCACGUAGAUUUGGAGAUACUUUAACCUUGAUGGAGUCUUGGAAAACAGGCUUGUCAAGCCACUCUACAAAGCCCGUUUUCCUGCUUCUUCCCAUACUAAUGGAGUCAGCGCCAUUCAGAAGCCAUUUCCUUUUUCAAGACAGAGGAGAUAUUUUAUGUAAACAGCAAUUGAACAGGCCACAAAACUAAAACUACUUUCUUCUAAUCAUGUUUUUGUGCUUCAGUAGGGAACAUUUUGUUUACUUCAGUUGUUUAUAAUUUCUUUUUAGCCUGUCAGUGUGUUAUACCUUGCAAUCAUGUUUCUUUUCUUCACAUUGGUAAAAAAUAAGUGGCAUCCAUAGGAUUACAACUUUUAAUUUUAUUCCUACUGAAGAUUUUACUCCAUCAAAAUCUGCCAAUCUUGAAUAUUCUGGCUAAAUCGUGGUUUGGGAUUUAUAAACAGUCACUAUGUUUCAAAAUCUGUCUUUCCUAAUACAAUGUAGAAAUUAUUUAUUUCUAUGCACCUUGUGAUUUUGAUCCAAGCACUGAGAAGAGAUUUGCUCUCCUAACCUAAAUUCUUUAUCCAGAUGUUCAUUCCAGAAAUGGCUUAGUUAUUACUGAAUUAAGUAAAGACAUUUCAGUACUCUUUUUUAUAUCAUAGAAGUUGCCAUUUUGUAAAAUUUCUCAUUUCUCUUUUAACUUUUUUUCCUUAUUUGGUUUAAUUUUUCUAAGGUUAAGAGAUAUAAAAUAAUCCUAAACAUUUCCAUGGGCCAGUAUAAUGGUUGUUGCUUUUCUUUUCUCUCUCUUUCUUCUUUUUUUUUUUUUUUUUUUUUUUUUUUUUGGCAGGGGUGGGUGGUGGUAAACUGGCUUCAGUGCUAUAAUGUUUAUCUUUUGGGAGAUAAUGCAUUUGUAAGCAUUUUAAUAUUCUGCAAAAUGAACUAGAAAUAUUUAUAAUUUUACAGACAGGGCAGCAUUUCAUUUUUAAUUUAUUUAAAUGGAGGCACUACUUAUGUAAAUUUGAACUGUGGGAUAUUUCUUGCUUGAGAGAGAAGUAAAUCUCUUACACUGAAACUUGUGUCAUGAUUUUGUAUCAUAGAGUAGUCAUCAGUGUGUCUGAGUUUCUUGCAGUUACAAAUGGGCAUUCAGCAUAAUAUACUGGCUAUAACAUAUAUUGUAAGUAAAUAGUUUUCUAAUGACCAUAAGGUACCAAGGUGAAAAAAGCAUGUAAUUCGGUAAUUAAAAAUUUUAGUGAAUAAAUAUAGCCGUCUCCAUCAGAACAACUCGUAUGCACUUCAAAAUGUCCAGGUAGCAGUGAGCAUUUCUCAUGCCAGAGUGGUGGCUGCUGGUCUUUGCUGGGUGAGACAUGCAGACUGAACUACCUGUGUGAGGCUGGUCUUACAACUGACUGAGAUGAAGUUUAUAAAUUAUAACAAAUUGUAAUGCUGGAAACAAAAAAUAAAUCUUUGAUUAAAGGGUU
Sciurus carolinensis (gray squirrel) is the source of this 3285-nucleotide messenger RNA. It is a transcript of the gene Slc30a9, whose product is annotated as solute carrier family 30 member 9. Gene Ontology annotation, cellular component: nucleus; membrane. The transcript has 18 exons. Bases 136 to 1854 code for a protein of 572 amino acids. Gene Ontology annotation, biological process: zinc ion transport; positive regulation of transcription by RNA polymerase II; transmembrane transport. Gene Ontology annotation, molecular function: monoatomic cation transmembrane transporter activity. NCBI's taxonomy places the organism in Eukaryota, Metazoa, Chordata, Mammalia, Rodentia, Sciuridae. The record is from RefSeq and is a predicted model, not a curated record.